Molecule: messenger RNA, 579 nt
Organism: Kazachstania africana CBS 2517
Lineage: Eukaryota; Fungi; Ascomycota; Saccharomycetes; Saccharomycetales; Saccharomycetaceae
Gene: ATG12
Product: Atg12p
Exons: 1
Coding region: 1-579 (192 amino acids)
Biological process (GO): autophagosome assembly; autophagy of mitochondrion; nucleophagy
Cellular component (GO): phagophore assembly site membrane; cytoplasm; Atg12-Atg5-Atg16 complex
Source: RefSeq, a predicted model, not a curated record
AUGAUUCAGAGUGAAAGUGACUCUGACACUACGGAAAAUGACAGUUCAGUACAAUCCAGUGAGGCCUCUUUAAGAAAUAUCGGUGGUAUUCCAGCAAGACCCACCCUUAACGUUUUAUCAGAUAAUGAAAUAUCUCACUCAUUCUUACUUCAAAAUAGAUUGCAUGACGUUAAUAGAAGAUUGUCACAGUUGGGACUAGUGAGUGAAGACGAUAGUGACGAUAAUAAGCACAGCCCUUACAUGCGAAGUUCACAAUAUAUACGGAAGGUGACUCCUAAAGAAGCAGUUCCACAGUCUCAAUACAAAAGAGUCGAACAAGUGUCUAAGAUUCAGAUUAAAUUUCAGCCUAUUGGCUCUAUUCCGUCAUUAAGACCAUCUAUAUGUAAGAUUUCUUACAAUCAAUCCUUUUCCAUGGUUAUCAUGUUCUUGAAAAAGAAGUUGAACGUCGAAAAUGUUUAUUGCUAUGUGAAUAGCUCAUUUGCUCCAAGUCCCCAGCAGAUUGUUGGCGACCUCUGGACUCAAUUUAAAGUGAACAACGAAUUGAUCGUUAACUAUUGUGCGUCAGUAGCCUUCGGUUAA